CGCAAAUUAUUAUUAAAUAAUAUUUUAAUCAAUUACCAGGAAAUAGAAUCUGAUAUUGAUUCUUUAAUAAAGAAGCACAAAGCUGAAGUUAAUCAUAAAAAUCAAAAUGGCAAAACAGCUUUACAUUGGGCUGCAAAAAGCGGUCUUGCAACUAUUGCUGAAAUUCUGAUAAAAAACAGUGCUCAAGUUGAUGCUGUCGAUAAUCAUAACAAUACAUCUUUAUUAUUUGCAGCAGAAACAGGUCAUAAAAAGGUUAUUGAUGUUUUAAUAAUCCAUAACGCUAAUAUUAAUCAUGCCAAUGAUAAAGAUGAAACAGCUUUACACAAGGCUGCAUAUCAUGGUCAUCAACAAAUCGUUCAGAUUUUGCUUGAAAAAAAGGCUAAAAUUAAAGAUGUCAGCAAAGAUGGUUGGACAUCAUUACACUUUGCUGCUGCUGCAGGACAUAUAGGAGUAAUUAAAAUUUUGCUAGAACAUGAACGUGAUAUUAUUAGUGUUAAGGAUUAUAAUAGUAAAAUAGCAUUAUACUUGGCUGCGGAGAAUAAUCAUAUAAAUAUAGUCGAAUAUUUACUGGAAAUAGAAGCUAGCACUGAUAAAGAUUUUAACAAACAAUAUUUCAAUUAUAUUUAUUUUUCUGCUAAGAAAAAAUACGAUGUUGUUGUUGAUAAGUUAUUAUUAAGUGAAGAAACUGACAAUCAUAUUAUAUUACAUCAUACUGCAGAAAAAGAGGAUAUUGAAAUUAUUAAAUUUUUGCUAGAACGUGGGGCAAAUUUCGAUAAUAUUAUUGAUAAGAGUUACAGGACACCACUUCACUGGGCCGCAUUUGUAGGUGACAAAGAAAUGGUAAAAUACUUAGCAGAAAAAAAUCCCAAGUUGAUUAAUGCCAUUGACCAAAGUAAUGAAACAGCAUUGUAUGAAGCCGUGGUGAAUGGGCAUACAGAAAUUGUAGAACUUUUACUAGAUCAAGAUGCAAACAUUAAUUUUAAAAAUAAAAAUGGUUGGAAACCACUACAUAUAGCUGCAAUUUCUUGUCAAGUUGAUGUUUUUAAACUUUUAAAAAGCAAAGAAUCUAAUUUAAUAAUUGAUAUAAAUGGUUAUUUUAAAAUGAUAAUAAAUCAUAUUGAAUUCUUGAAAGAUGAAGAAAGACAACAUAAAGCACAUGAAUAUAAAGAAGAAAUUAGGAUGAAGGUUGAGGAGGCUUAUAAGACCACAAAAAUAUUAAUAGAAAAAGCAGAAGAAAACGAGUCAACUUUAGAAAAAAGGCAGAGUGAAUUAAAGAAUAAAUUAGUAUUAAGACAAAUAUUAGGAAUCUUAAAAAUUAUAGGCCAAACAAUAAGUGUUGCGGGUGGUCCUAUUGGAGUAGCUGGUGAUGCAAUAAAAGGAGGAGUCAAUAUAGCCGAAGCAUUUAUUUUAGAAAAAAAUAAUAGUGAGCCAAAUUUCAAAAUUUCAGCAGAUAUAAGAGAUUCGUUAAACAACAUGAAAAAAGUGGUUGAGGAUAAAGAAAUUAAAAAAGAUGAAAUAAAAUUGCAGAACAACAAUUAA
Dentiscutata erythropus is the source of this 1539-nucleotide messenger RNA. The record is from the annotation of a GenBank genome assembly. Lineage: Eukaryota; Fungi; Glomeromycota; Glomeromycetes; Diversisporales; Gigasporaceae.